Pogona vitticeps (central bearded dragon) is the source of this 1560-nucleotide messenger RNA. NCBI's taxonomy places the organism in Eukaryota, Metazoa, Chordata, Lepidosauria, Squamata, Agamidae. The record is from RefSeq and is a predicted model, not a curated record.
GCGCCGGAAGAUCACGAGUGGCUUCGUUCCAGGACUUUUCUGCGCACGCGCAGUGCGGCUCAGGAGGCUCGGCGUGCCGGGCGCCGGGCUGUAUCCUUGGCGGCGUUGCGGAUGAUGAUGGUGAUGAUGGCGGCGGCGGGGGCGCGGAGCUUGUGUUGGGAGGCGGGCAAGAGGCUUUCAGUGGAGGGCAACAUCGCGGUGGGGAAGUCCACUUUUGUGAGGCUCCUCCGAAAAGCGUUUCCCGCGUGGCACCUGACCCCAGAGCCGGUCUCCAGGUGGCAGAAGGUCCAGGGCGACGGGCCCCGUCAGGCCUCCUCUCAUUCCCUGGGCUUUGGGAACCUGCUGCAGAUGAUCUAUCAGGAGCCUUCCCGGUGGUCCUACACCUUCCAGACUUACUCCUGCCUGAGCCGGCUCAAGGCCCAGCUGGAGCCUCCCCCAGCGAAGCCUCCAGAGGGGCAGGACUUUGUCCAGGUCUUUGAGCGGUCUGUGUACAGCGACAGGUACGUCUUUGCAAAAAACCUCUUCGAGAUCGGCCACCUGGCGGACAUUGAGUGGGUCAUCUACCAGGACUGGCACACUUUCCUCCUGCGAGCCUUUGAGGACCGGCUGGACCUCCAUGGCUUCCUGUAUCUCCGGGCACCUCCAGAGGUCUGUUUGGAGAGGAUGCGCCACCGAGGAAGGCCGGAGGAGAGGGAGGUCCCGCUGCACUACCUGGAGCAGCUCCACGCCCAGCACGAAAGCUGGCUGGUGACGAAGACGACCCCGAUCCACUCGGAACGCUUAAGAGCCACUCCAGUCCUGCUUCUCGAUGUCUCAAAGGACUUUGAAAACGAUCCGAGCGAGCAAGGGAAGCUCUUGAGCCAGGUGAAAAGGUUCGUGGAGAGCCUUUCCCCAGAAGCUUUCCCGUCUGCCUCGGCCGCUGCUUCCUAGCGGAGGACGUGGUUCCAACGGCCAAGCCCCUCACGAGCCGCGAUGGUGGAGACCCUCUGGAGGGAAGAGCUGAGCCGGAAGGGGCUCACUCCUCCUGGGAAUUCGGCGCCACCGGUCUUGCUGCACGAGAGCCGUGAGCCCAGGCUCUCGCCGUGCCGUUGGCAAAAGGGUCCCGAGCCGAACCUGGUCAAGCUGUAGGAGGUGGCGGUUCUCCUCGUGGCCAGUUCUGAUCAGGCACGCCCCCCCCCCAUGCCUGUGUCCCUCAAGGUUGUGGCCGUCAGCUGGGGGCGUUUCUGUCAGCGAAGGUCACGGUCCUGCCCUUCCCUCCCGCAUCCUGGAAGAAGAGGGACCCCCUCCUGCCCCUUUCGGACGGGAACAUCCGGCUCCCCUAAAUGGCGGAAGGCGGUUAAAGAGUGUCCCGCUCUUUCACAUCUUUAGCGCUCCCUUCCCCCCCCCCUUGUUAAGUGAUCACUUUAUAAAUCAGUGGCGUUGCAGGCAGCUCGGGGACCAGCCACGAGACUGGAAGUGCUUUGCAGCCUGGAAGAUACCCUGGAAUGAAUAAGAACGAGCCGCAUAGCCCUCGUUAUGAUGUGCUGUGAUUUAAGUUAAUAAAAUCUGUCCCUUUGAGGA